UGUUGAAAUAUAAUGUGAAAAGUAAUUAAUGAAUUUAUCCUAAUGUAAAUAUAUUCAAUGUAAUUGUAGGUAAAACUUGUGUUCACCAUUAUAAAAAUUACACCAAUCAGUAAAAACUUUUCUAUCUUCUAACUUUUAAUCAUUUUAUUUCCUCUCUUAUGUGUCUAAGUUUUAACACAACCGUCAAGUUUGUAAUAAUUUCUCGUAGACCUAGGGAGCAGACUUGCAGCUCACGAUACGGACAAACCGGACAUUAAAUUAGAUUUCCAACAAAACUCGUCUGGGUUAGAAACUUAGAAUACCGAUCAAGUGAAGUAAUUAUGGAAGUACUAAGUAGUACUCCAUCCUACAAUUAGACUAUUAAUCGUCAAUUGUCAUUACCAUUUUCAUCUUUUCCCCUAAUCUUCUCCCAAAAAUUCCAAAUCCAAGAUUCGAAGAAAUUAGGGAGAAAUAGGUGUUAACCCUAUUUAUUUUAAUUUCUACUGAAAUCCAGGGAUGUUGAGAUUUUAAAUUAGAUAUUGUGAUUCGAUUGAUCAAUUUUCUAAGAAUUAAGAUUUCUCAUGGUUUUUCGGAUUAUUUUGAUUUCCCAUUUCCUCAUAUUUUCCCCUUAAAAAUAAAAAUAUUUUCUUCAGGGUUUAGAUUUUUUUUCGCCAUACACACGAGAAAUUGAAUUUGAUAAAAUGGCAAGAAGUAGAUCAUCAUCUUGGUGGAGAUAUGCUAAUCCAUCAUAUUAUCUGAAGCGACCCAAAAAGCUAGCUUUGCUGUUUAUGGCAUUUGUUAUUGGAUCUUUGUUUGUUUGGGAUCGUCAAACUCUUCUUAGAGAGCAUGAGGAGCAGAUUGAAAAGUUAAAAUCAGAUGUCAGGCGGUUGCAGGAAGAGCUUGAAGGGUCCUCAAGUGCUAUGAAAAUAAAGAAUGAUUACUCAGCAAAAAAGGUCGUUUCAGAUGACCCACUUGAUGCUGAGCGGCGACAGAAAGUGAAAGAGGCUAUGCUUCAUGCUUGGAGCUCAUAUGAGAAAUAUGCUUGGGGACAAGAUGAGCUCCAGCCCCAGACAAAGAGUGGUGUCAAUAGCUUUGGAGGUCUUGGAGCUACACUUAUAGACUCAUUGGAUACAUUGUAUAUAAUGGGCCUGAAUGAACAAUUUGAGAGAGCUAGAGAGUGGGUCGCCACGUCAUUGGAUUUCAACAAAGAUUAUGAUGCCAGUGUCUUUGAAACAACAAUAAGAGUGGUUGGAGGACUUCUAAGUGCAUAUGAUCUCUCCAACGACAAAAUUUUCCUCGAAAAAGCUCAAGACAUUGCUGAUAGAUUGCUGCCUGCAUGGGAUUCUUCCACUGGUAUACCAUAUAAUGUUAUUAACCUGGCUCAUGGAAGACCACAUAAUAAUGGAUGGGCUGGGGGUGACAGCAUAUUAGCAGAUUCAGGAACCGAGCAACUCGAAUUUAUUGCACUCUCUCAGAGGACAGGGAAUCCCAAGUACCAGCAGAAGGUAGAAAAUGUAAUAUCAGUGUUCAAUAAAACCUUCCCAAAUGAUGGUCUUCUGCCUAUUUAUAUUGAUCCUAAUACUGGAUCAGGAUCUCGUUCAACAAUUACUUUUGGUGCCAUGGGUGACAGCUUUUAUGAAUAUCUACUCAAAGUAUGGAUACAAGGGAACAAAACUGCUGCUGUGAAGCUGUACAGAGAAAUGUGGGAGAAAUCAAUGGAAGGCCUUUUGACUCUUGUUCAGAAGACAACACCGUCAUCCUUUACUUAUAUUUGUGAGAGAAAUGGGAAUUCUUUAAAUCAUAAGAUGGAUGAGUUGGCAUGUUUUGCUCCUGGAAUGUUGGCUUUAGGAUCAUCUGGUUACGGUCCAGGAGCUUCGGAGAAAUUUAUGUCACUAGCUCAAGAGCUGGCAUGGACAUGCUACAAUUUCUACCAAUCGACGCCUACGAAAUUAGCAGGGGAGAAUUAUUUCUUCCACACUGGGCAGGAUAUGUCUGUGGGUACUUCAUGGAACAUUUUGAGACCAGAAACAGUGGAAUCAUUGUUCUACUUGUGGCGCCUCACAGGAAACAAGACAUAUCAAGAAUGGGGUUGGAACAUAUUUCAAGCGUUCGAGAAAAAUUCCCGUGUAGAAGCAGGCUAUGUGGGGCUCAAGGAUGUGAAUACGGGCAUUAAAGACAAUAUGAUGCAGAGCUUCUUCCUUGCAGAAACCCUCAAAUAUUUGUAUCUUCUUUUCUCACCCCCAUCAGUCAUUCCCUUAGAUCAAUGGGUUUUCAAUACCGAGGCUCAUCCACUAAAAAUUGUACCACGGCUUGAAAGUGGCGAACAACGCGAUAGACCUGUUAUUCGACAGCGUGCUAGGAAGGAAGGCCGAAAUUAACCUUUGAACAGUUUUGAAAAGUUAAAACUCGAGAAUAUACGUACCAAGAUGAGAUAACAUUUUCAGCUAUGUUUUAAUUUGAGGAUUCGGUCCAACAGAUGGCUCGGAGCCCUUGAAACACCAUAUUGUUAACUGAAUUAGCUUCGCUUUCUAUCUUGUAGGCGUGUAAAGUUGAGAACUGUAAAUUUAGCUCUGUUGUCCGUUGUCAUACUUCAUGAGACAGACAUAUAAACUCAUGGUUGUAAUAUGUGCUUUUUGUGGGCUUGUUACGGCCUUAGGAAUAGCAUUUUAUACUUCAAAUUUGUACUUAAAUUUUGGGCAGAUCUUAAAAGUAGCCACCUAUAAUAUUUUGUACCUCUACAUUUUUAUGUUUUGUUAUUUUCUUAAAAGAAAGAAAAAGAAAGAAAAAUUAUUCUGAAUAAUACGAAUUUUCACUGAUUUCCCAACAAUAAUACGAACUUUCAAUUAACCAUGAAUAAAUACGAACUUUGACAUGUGUUUUCUGCUGGCAUAUUAAUUUAUCUGUAACCGGUAAAUGUGCUGAGUUCUUUUUAAUUUUUUUUUGCUUAUAAAAUUAUGGGAACGAAAGAGCUGCUUAUCCCUCACGCAGCUGGUGUAC
Molecule: messenger RNA, 2976 nt
Organism: Amaranthus tricolor (Joseph's coat)
Lineage: Eukaryota; Viridiplantae; Streptophyta; Magnoliopsida; Caryophyllales; Amaranthaceae
Product: mannosyl-oligosaccharide 1,2-alpha-mannosidase MNS1-like
Exons: 14
Coding region: 681-2357 (558 amino acids)
Biological process (GO): N-glycan processing; carbohydrate metabolic process
Cellular component (GO): Golgi membrane; endoplasmic reticulum
Molecular function (GO): calcium ion binding; mannosyl-oligosaccharide 1,2-alpha-mannosidase activity
Source: RefSeq, a predicted model, not a curated record